Arabis nemorensis is the source of this 1143-nucleotide messenger RNA. The record is from the annotation of a GenBank genome assembly. Lineage: Eukaryota; Viridiplantae; Streptophyta; Magnoliopsida; Brassicales; Brassicaceae.
AUGAAAGCGAAGGAGAACAUGUCUUCCACUUUGAUUCUCUCGAUCCUCUUCGCCGUCGUGCUCGUCGGACUUCCGAUUCCUUCCUCCGCCUCUAAUCGCCACGUCAUCAACUUCCGAUCGCCGGGUCUUUAUCCGGAGGGACUAACCUGGGAUCCAUCGGAGCAGCACUUCAUAGUCGGGUCUCUCCACAGCCGUACGAUUCAUUCAGUCUCCGACGCCGGCGUCGUCCACUCUCUAAUUUCCGAUCCCGAUCUACCGGAAAACUCCACCAUCCUUGGUCUCGCUGUUGACUCUACUAAUCGCCGUCUCCUCGCCGCAAUCCACUCCGCGCCGUCUCUACUUCCUUUCAAUGCUCUCGCAGCCUACGAUCUCCGCACCGGCGGCCGUCGCAUCUUCCUCUCUCCUCUCCCGUCUCUUGCCGGAGACGAUCAAGAGAUUGCUCGCGAUGUAGCCAAUGACGUGGCGGUUGAUUACAACGGCAACGCUUACGUCACAAACUCUGCCAAAAACUUCAUCUGGAAAGUCGAUCGCAACGGAGUAGCAUCGAUCUUCUCGAGAUCGCCGUUGUUCAAUUCGCAGCCGGUGGCGGCAGACGCAGAUGAAACAUUCCGCGAUUGCGGUCUCAACGGGAUCCUGUACAACAGUAAAGGAUACCUCCUUGUGGUGCAGAGUAAUACAGGAAAGAUGUUUAAAGUCGACGAAGACAGCGGAACGGCGAGGCUGGUGCUGCUUAACGGUGAUUUGGUUGCGGCGGACGGGAUGGCGAGGAGGAGGAGAGACGGUACGGUUAUGGUUGUGUCACAGAAGAAGCUUUGGUUACUUAAGAGUCAAGAUAGUUGGAGUGAAGGAGUGAUUUACGACGAAAUUGACCUCGACGUGGAAGGUUUCCCGACCGCGGUGACGGUGGCGGGUCAGGAUAGGGUUUAUGUGUUGUAUGGGAGAGUGAUGGAAGGUAUAAAAAGGGCUUAUAAAGACGGAGAAGUGAGGGAAUGGUUUGGGAUCGAAGAGAUUUCGUCGGAGAAAGAGAGUGGGGAAGAUAAGAUUUGGGUUUAUGUGUUGAUUGGACUUGGUUUUGCUUACUUUUGUUUCUGGAGGUUUCAGAUGAAGAGACUCAUCACAAACAUGGACAAAAAGACCAUUUAG